Molecule: messenger RNA, 2004 nt
Organism: Sungouiella intermedia
Lineage: Eukaryota; Fungi; Ascomycota; Pichiomycetes; Serinales; Metschnikowiaceae
Source: the annotation of a GenBank genome assembly
AUGGUUUCUUCGCUUCGAAUUGUCGUCUGCGGAGACGAAGCAGUAGGUAAGUCCUCGCUCAUUGGCUCUUUCGUCAAGGAAGAGUUUGUUCCUGGACUCCAAGGUGUAAUUCCGCCAGUGACCAUCUCUAGAGAUGACUAUUCAGUCAGAGACUCAACUUCCGACGGUGAAUCGGACGGCGACAAACUGGACCUCCGCAGUGUAUCUAAAUACCUUCCCGAUACAACCGUGAUCAUUGAUACGCUAGCAUCGGACCAUGCUGCUGUCCACAAAGAAUUGAAGCAAGCAGAUGUCAUUUUAUUGGUUUAUCUGGACCACUACACUUACGAGCGGGUUUCGCUUUACUGGAUGCCUUUCUUCCGUGCCCUGGGAGUCAAUUUGCCCGUGGUGGUGUGUGCCACUAAGAGUGACUUACUGAAGGGUGUAGACAAGACCAUGGCGUCGUCAUCGUUCAAGCAACAGAACGCAGAGGAGUUCUUGCCUCUCAUUAACGAGUUCAAGGAAAUCGAGGCGUGUGUGCGUUGUAGCGCCAUGUCCAACACAAACGUGGUGGAGGCGUUCUAUCUCUGUCAGAGGGCGGUCACACAUCCAAUUUCGCCCAUUUUUGACUCAAAAGAGGGUAAUCUUAAGCCUGCUGCUGUGGCUGCAUUAAAACGGAUCUUUUUCCUAUGUGACGCCGAUCAGGACGGCCAUUUAAACGUGGAUGAACUUUCUAGGUUGCAUCAGAAAUGUUUUGGAAGAGGCAUUUCCGAGUCGGACUACGCUGACAUUGUCAAGAAGGUCAAUUCGGUGAUCCUCCCGGAUAUCAAUACUCGGGGCGAGAAUUUGGGCAUCUCCGAAAGCGGAUUCAUUAUACUCAAUAAAAUUUAUGCUGAAACAGGCCGCCAUGAGACAAUCUGGGGUAUUUUACGGGCGUUCCAUUACACCAACUCGCUUUCGCUCAACGAUAAGUUUCUCUUUCCCAAGGUGGACGUCAACAGCAACUCAAGUGUGGAGCUCAGUCCCGCGGGAUACAAGUUCUUCGUUGAUUUGUUCAUCAAAUUCGAUCGUGACAAUGAUGGUGGUCUCAACGACACGGAAUUGGCCAAUCUUUUCCUUCCCACCCCCGGAAUCCCCAAACUCUGGCAAGAAUCACAGUUUCCUUCUUCAAUUGUUCGAAACGAAGAAGGUUAUGCUUCCCUUCAAGGAUGGCUAGCUCAGUGGAACUUGACUACGUUCCUUGAUCACAAAACGACGCUCGAAUACUUGGCCUACCUUGGUUUUGAUGACGGAAACUCACUCAGGGCCAUUCGAGUUACUAAACCUAGAAAACACCGCCAAAAGCAGGGCAAGAUCUACAGAGGAAGUGUCAACGACAGAAACGUGUUCAACUGCUUUGUACUUGGGGCGCCCAAAUCAGGUAAAACUUCACUUCUCGAGCUGUUUAUUCGUGGUACUUACAGCGAGGUUUAUCUGCCCACCAUCAAACCUCGAAUUUGCGUCAAGGACAUUGAACUUCGUGGAGGAAAACAGUGCUACCUCAUUUUGGAGGAGCUCGGUGAGUUAGAACCCGCAAUUUUGGAAAACCAACGGCGGCUUGAACAGUGUGAUGUCAUCUGCUAUACGUACGACUCUGCCGACCCCGAUCUGUUCCAAUACUUGGUGGAGUUGCGAGAGAAGUAUUCCAAGUUUCUCGAUGAAAUUCCCUCAAUUUUCGUUGCACUUAAGGCAGAUUUGGAUAAGCAGCAGCAACGGUCGGACAUAAAGCCAGAAAACUACACCCGAGACUUGUUUCUCAAUUCUCCACUUCACAUUUCCAGUGCGUGGACUACUUCGCUACAUGAACUUUUUAUACAAUUAGUGGAUGCGGCAAAAGUUCCCAGCACCGCUACCCCAGGACUAGAAACACAGACGGACUCUUCAAAUAUGGAGGAUUUUAAGCAUGUUCUUGUUGCUGGCGGAGCCAUAGCAGUAAUGGCUAUAGUGUCAGUGUGGAUUUGGCGAGGAGCACGAACCGUUCGUUAA